UUAUGCGUACUUGUUAAGAAAGUGGUAUUGAGGGUAUGGCAAGGUUAUUUAUUAGGUUACUUUUACGUUCGUCUUUCAAAUUUUAAAAGUUUUUGUUAUUAAGGACGUUCGAAUACGAUCUUAGUAAAGUGAGUGUCAGGAAUAUUAGUCCAUCGUAUAUCAUUUUAGUAAAGAUUAUUUGAAAAAGUCCUAGAACAUGUCCUUGUCGACUCCACCAUCCUUCAUUAAUCCAUUUACACAUCGACCAUGGAUGCAUCAAAAUGGAGCUGCAGCCCCUGCUGGCGGGGGAGGCCAAGGAUUGAAAGGAAUUAUUGCCGGUGGUAUAACUGGAGGCAUAGAAAUCUGCAUAACCUUCCCUACAGAAUAUGUAAAAACACAGCUUCAACUUGACGAAAAAGGUGCCGCAAAAAAGUAUGAUGGUAUUAUAGACUGUGCUAAAAAAACUAUUAAGAGCCAUGGUUUUUUUGGUUUGUAUAGAGGUUUAAGCGUAUUGCUUUAUGGAUCAAUACCUAAAAGUGCUGUUAGAUUUGGUGCUUUCGAGACAUUUAAAGGAAUGGUCGUUCAGCCUGACGGAAGUUUGUCACCAGCCAACAGGUUGCUUUGCGGUUUGGGGGCUGGCGUGUGUGAGGCAAUUUUUGCGGUGACGCCUAUGGAAACUGUCAAAGUUAAAUUUAUUAAUGAUCAAAGAAGUGCCAAACCUAGAUUUAAAGGCUUCUUUCACGGAGUAGGGAUAAUCGUUAAGGAGCAAGGUAUUGGAGGUGUGUACAAAGGUGUAACAGCUACUAUAAUGAAGCAAGGAUCAAACCAAGCCAUUCGUUUUUUCGUUAUGGAAAGUCUAAAGGAUAUGUAUAAGGGAAAUGAUAAGUCUAGACGAGUUCCUAAAUGGUUGGUGGGAAUAUUUGGUGCUGUCGCUGGAGCGGCAUCUGUGUUUGGAAACACACCUCUCGAUGUAGUAAAAACAAGAAUGCAAGGCUUAGAAGCCGGCAAAUACAAAAAUACCUUAGAUUGUGCCGUGCAGAUUUGGAAACACGAGGGUGCGUUCGCCUUCUAUAAGGGCACCGUACCUAGGUUAGGUAGAGUGUGUCUAGAUGUCGCCAUAACAUUUAUGAUAUAUGACAGUUUUAUGGAUUUAUUUAAUAAGAUUUGGGUUUAGUAGUUGGGUUAAGUAGUGGUUCAAUUAAUAAUUUAUUCUACAAAAUGUAUUUGUAAAUAUUAGCACUUUUACGUUGAUUCAUUACGUCCUACAUUAUUAUAUGAAGAAGCUCUUUUACUUUUAAGUCCUAAACUAUGCAUAACAAUAAUGUCACAAAAUGAUUAUAAUAAAGUGGAGAAAUAUAUUUUUA
Anthonomus grandis grandis is the source of this 1343-nucleotide messenger RNA. RefSeq names its product putative tricarboxylate transport protein, mitochondrial (gene sea). Lineage: Eukaryota; Metazoa; Arthropoda; Insecta; Coleoptera; Curculionidae. Gene Ontology annotation, biological process: mitochondrial citrate transmembrane transport. The record is from RefSeq and is a predicted model, not a curated record. The transcript has 6 exons. The coding region runs from base 197 to 1153 and encodes 318 amino acids.